Ichthyophthirius multifiliis is the source of this 360-nucleotide messenger RNA. RefSeq lists its product as hypothetical. The transcript has 4 exons. The record is from RefSeq and is a predicted model, not a curated record. Lineage: Eukaryota; Ciliophora; Oligohymenophorea; Hymenostomatida.
AUGAAAAAAAUGAUGAACUUAAGUAAUAAUUAAACAUCUAAUAAAAUAAAUGCAUUAAAAUGUAAUAAAGGACUAUUUUUGAGUUUUUAAGAAAAAGUAGAAAGAAAUUAAUAAAAAAAAGAAUUAAAAGAUAAAAUGGAUUAAUUAAAGGAUGAAUUUAACACAAAAUUAACAAAUGAAAAGAAAAGACUAAAAUAAAAAUAAAAACAAUAAGAAUUAAAUACAUUUAAAAGUUCUACUUAUUAAAUUAUUAAAGAUACUAAAAAAAUAAAAUAAUGGAACAGAAAAGCAAGAUAAAGUUUAGCUAAAUUACCUUCAGAAUUAUACGAAAAACUUAUAAAGAAAGAAUACGGAUAUUGA